Scatophagus argus is the source of this 3502-nucleotide messenger RNA. RefSeq lists its product as uncharacterized. The coding region runs from base 496 to 1536 and encodes 346 amino acids. Gene Ontology annotation, biological process: response to bacterium. The transcript is spliced from 5 exons. The record is from RefSeq and is a predicted model, not a curated record. NCBI's taxonomy places the organism in Eukaryota, Metazoa, Chordata, Actinopteri, Scatophagidae.
CCGACAAUCAGCUUAUGAUAUCAUCAAAAAAUCUUUUGGUUGUCAAUAAAAGAAAUCUUCACAUCCACACAAUAAAAUCUAGGUCUCAGAGACUGCACUGGUGUUAAGCUUAGCACUGACCAAUGACAUUUACACUCCAUUAAAGGUAAAAUCCUCAGUACGUUGAGUAUUUAUACCAGUUGAAAUACUUUCAACACUAAUCUGAGAAUAAAUGUCUAAUAAUCCAUCUUGUCAUGAUGAUGUUACCUAAUAAAAGGACUUUUAGAGAUCAGGGUUCCAAAAACAAAGAUUACAAGCUCGUUGUGGUUCUAGCACCUCUCUCCAAGUCUAUUGACUCAAGAACCAACAAAGUCAAUGCAGGGGGCAACAUGUGUUUACUGUUUCCAAAAUAGCACCUUCAGUGUCACUUCUUGUUAGCCAAUCAAACGCUGUCCUCUCACUAAGAGUAAAGAAAAUAUCCAAGCUCUCUACAUUCGUCAAGACAUUUUGAUCACGAUGACAUCUCUGAAGUGUGAUUUACACCUGACUUGUCUGUGCUUGUGGACAACAACUCUGACAACUAUGUCUCUGCAUCAGGAGAGUGGUUUUGUAUCUGUUAAUGUUGGCGACAGUGUGACAUUACGAUGUUUCUAUGAAGAUGACGUUGUAGCAGCUUUUUAUUGGUAUAAACAAAUCCUGGGACAGAAACCAAGGCUCAUCUCAAGCUUCUUUAAACAUGAGAAAAAGGGCACUUUUUAUGAUGAAUUCAUGAACAAUCAGCACUUCACACUGGAUACUGAAAAGGGUAAAAAUCACUUGACAAUCUCAGAUUUGCGCAUUUCAGACUCAGCCACUUACUACUGUGCAAGCUGCUAUAUAUACGACAUUGAUUUUGCAGAGGGCAUUACUGUCAAUGUGAAGGGUUCAGGUUUGGACAUCCCAGUUUUGGUCCAUCAGUCAGCAUCUGAGACCAUCCAGCCAGGAGGCUCUGCGACUCUGAACUGUACAGUACACACUGGGACCUGUGAUGGAGAACACAGUGUUUACUGGUUCAAAAGGUCUGAAGAUUCUCCUCAAGCACUCAUUUACACCCAUGGAGGCAGGAAUGAUCAGUGUGAGAGGAGACCCGACACACAAACACACUCCUGUGUCUACAACUUGCCGAUGAACAGCCUGAAUAUUUCUCAUGUUGGGACCUACUACUGUGCUGUUGCCACAUGUGGACACAUACUGUUUGGAAAUGGGACCAAGCUGGACAUUGAGUAUGAGGUGAACCCUCCUGACAGCCGUCUGUACUUCUUGAGUGGUGCUUUGGUAUUCUGCACCAUCCUGGUUGUUUUCCUGACUUUCUCAGUGUACAACCUGAACAAGAGAAACAGAUGCCAAUGCACAGCAGAGUCUCAAAGAGCUUCAGCUUCUACCACAACAAAUGGAGAGGGUUACCAAGAUGCAGACAAUCUCCAUUAUGCUGCUUUAAGGGAUUACAGAGUCAGCAGGUCAAGAAGACAGAGAGACAACACUGAAACUGUAUGUGUGUACUCCAGUGUCAGGCAGUAGAUCUGGACACGCUUCAUCUGUAUUUUGUUUAUGUCUAAGAUCUAAUUGUGUUAACACCUGUUAAAAUGAAUGCCAUUAGAUUUUCUUAAAAUAAAACAGUAAUAGUGCAUACUGUAUAAUAAAUGUAAAUCCUUGUAUCCAACCAUUUGAACAAGUUUAUGCAGCAACUCUAUGUAUGAUGUGCUGGUAAAGUUGCCAGAUUUCCAUUUUCACAAUACUGUCCCCGCUGUAUUGAUCUGUCAGUGUUGAAUGGCUGAAAACAAGAGGUGAAUUCUUUAUGUUUUUGUUUUUAUAUGUUGUUGUAGAGGGCAGCAUGUGGUUACCAUUGUCGCCCAACAGCUUCCAGGUUCCAGGUUCCAAUCUGGGACCUUCUGUGACUGUGUGGGUUUUCUCCGGGUAUUCCAGUUUCCUCCCACAGUCCCAAAAACAUGCACAUUCGACUAACUGGCUACUCUACAUUGCUCCUGUGUGUGAGCGUGUGUGGCUGUCUGUCUUUGUGUGUCAGCAGGGUGUGUUCCCCUUGUCGCUCGUAGUCAGCUAAGAUAGAUUCCAGCCACCUCGCGACCCUUAUGGAUAAGCAGUAUAGAGAAUGGAUGGAUGAAUGUUUUUGCAAAUUUUGCUUUAAGAUGUAAAAAACUCUUUGACAGUUUCUCUCUUCGCCUGCAGUGAAAAGAUCAAACCUCUGUAUGCUUUACUAAGGGUCAGAUGUAUGCAUAUUUAGAAACAUUUGCUUCAUUUGUAGCAGAAUGAGUUCUUAUUGUAAUUUUCUACAAUAACCACUUUGUAGUUAUAAUCCCUCAAAUUAUUUUAGUUGAUAAUGGAUUUGUUGGUUCAUCAAAAUCAGUACAUUAAAAAGGCCAGAUGCAUUGCUGUGUGUGAAGGACCCUAAGGGAAAUACAUUUUAACCUGUUUUCUUAAUGACAGUUCAUUUUACAUCUAUAAUAUAGCAUGCUGAGUUGUUAUUUGGCUCUGCUAUGAACACAGAAAUGAAACAGUCGUUUCACUGAGACCUGUUGACCUUGCGCAUAUUUUUUUGUGUAUCUCUUUCACUGCAGCAGCCUUUGUAGUUUUCAACAGGAUGUGAAUGUGUUUGUGCUCUUAUUCUGUAGUGUAGUGUCUGUGUUGGAACUGAGCUAAUGACUAAGCGAAGUAAGAGGCUGCUUCUCAUAUGUUUGCGCACGUGUGUGUGUGUGUGUGUGUGUGUGUGUGUGUGUGGAGACGUAUUCCUGUAGCUGUAGCUUUAUGUCUUCAUUUUUGUACAGUGGAAGGAAAUUGAGAUGCAUUGUCAUGUCAAUUUUAUAUAUAUUUUAUAUGUGUCAUGUUUUCGACCCACAAAAUGCAGUUUUUAGAAAUUAUCAGUGUGUUCUUACAUCCAUGUGAUUGGCCAACAUACCAUCUUGACUGCUGACAUUACAUUGUCUGUCAUUGGUAUAUGGACACUUUUAUCUUCAGGCAGUAUGUGUGGAAAUAGUUCCUUGGGCUUCUUCAUUUUUUAAUGUGCAUGAGAAAAGCGUGCAUUUUCCAACCCACCCUGAUGAGUGUAUCCUUCCUGGUUCAACAAGUUCAGUCGUAACAUAAAUAUACUGUAUGUCACAAAUUCUAGUUAAGUUAUCAUUAUCAACUCUGUGUUGUUGUGAUGUUGUGUGUUAUUUAUCAAUAGGAUGUAAAAGACACCUUGAACUCUGUGAGACUUUGUGAACAUGUUAGCAUUGACUACCUUCACAGGGAAAUACUGUGAAAGUAGUCAUGCAGUUGAUGUGCCGUCCCAUAGUCGAGACAAAAAAAGAAAACUGCAAUGUGCCCUGAGCUCAGUACUUUCAUUGUAACCACAUCAUACUCCCCUCACUUGGUUUCCAGAGUUUUAACACAAUCAAGCACAGUCUCAAAGAUCUCUGCCCCUGACACACAAGAAAAUAACAACAACCUUGUUAUAGUACAUUUCCAACUACAGCAAGCUAAUAGAGAA